Messenger RNA from Aspergillus wentii DTO 134E9, 2934 nucleotides. Its product is annotated as phosphate-sensing transcription factor PHO4. The record is from RefSeq and is a predicted model, not a curated record. The transcript is spliced from 3 exons. NCBI's taxonomy places the organism in Eukaryota, Fungi, Ascomycota, Eurotiomycetes, Eurotiales, Aspergillaceae. Gene Ontology annotation, molecular function: protein dimerization activity. The coding region runs from base 359 to 2545 and encodes 728 amino acids.
CCUUCUCUCUCACCAUCAUCUCUCCUACCGACUAGGUGGUCUCUCUACUUCAGUCAACGGGCUUUUGCUCCCCUGCCAUCUAUUCCCCGUCUCUCCGCCCUCUUUUAUAUGCUGUAAUAUCAUUCAAAAAUUUCUCCGCUUUAUCCACCAUGGCUUCCAAUCUUUCCUGCUGAGCCGUGCUCUCUCAAUCGCCGUGUGACUGCGGCAUCUUUGUCUUUCACCCAUCACUCUGUCUCUUGGCCCUUUCGCUGUCUUUUCUUAUUGCUACCUUCACUCGUUCUGGUCCCAAUCUCGGGUUUUGGUGUGAGCCACAAAAGAAACCAGGUUGUCUCCGAAUUUCCGUUUCGAAAUCGCUGUCAUGGAGCAAGAACCCUCGAUAUCCUGGCCGGGCCAACUUCAGGAGGAGUCGAUCAUGACGAACCCCGGUGACGAUGAGUUCACCAACUUUCUUGAGUUUGGAAUGCAGUUUCCCGACCUCGAAGGGCACGGACCCGGCAAUCAUGAACGUCACCCUGCCAGUUCCCUCCCCAGCACUGUUUCGUUGCCUCCUUCCACCGCGGCCGAUCAAAACCAGAUGGUCCAUAUGGAUACUGAAGUCACUGCGCAGCCCUCGCCCUACAAUCGUAUCAUGGACAAUAUCUCCCUUGACCUCCACAGCCAGGGUCAGGCUCAACCGCCGUCUGGUCAGGUUCCCCCGUCGUACUCCAAUGCCGCGAUGACCCCCGGGUUCUAUGCUCAAGAAUCUCUGCCACACCAACCUUUUCAGCAUCCACAGCAACAGUCACAGGAUCAUUCACAUCCGCCAUCGCAUUACCAAUCUCUCCCGCCACAAUCAACAAGGCAGUAUUGCCCUCAGGGUCAGCCAAUGAUUCCCCCAACACCCAACAGUAUGGAGCUCCAUGGAAAUGCCGCCAGAUACCCACAAAGAGUGGACGAAAACCACGAGAUGUACGAUCGAUACACUCGCAUGAAUGAUGAACAGAUCCUCUACACACCUCUGAUUUCUCCCGCUAUGACUCCCUUGGAAACUCAAUUUCGACUUCCUGAGUACACUAUUCCCGGAGAGUACUUUACUCCCCUCACAUCCCCGGCCCUCGAAGCCCAAAACUCCAACGCGAACAAUUACCCCUUCCAUUCGACCCAACAGCAAGUUUCGGACGUCGGGUUUCUGCACUCACCCGUUGAUACCGGUAUCCCUGCGGCAUCCACCCCAAAUUCGCCGGGGAUCAUUCGUAAGCACCGUCGCCGGCCUUCAGCUACCUCUCGAUUCGCUAGUCGAGCCAAGAAACAACAAUCGCCCUCUGUGCGACCCCAGACACGAAAGAAGUCAUUGUUAAACGUCAAUUCGGAUGAAGUACUCAAUGGCCUCAGUCAGGACCAGGGUGGCUCCAAGCCACGUGCCAAUGGUGGUAGCAGUUUACGAUAUGGAAGCAAUGAGAGCUCUCAGGACUCUGUAUCCCCUGAACCGCUCUCGGAACCAUUGAUGCCUCCACCUGCUCUUCCCCAGUCACGGAAAUCUCCCGCAAUGGGUCCGCAGUCAACCCACUCGCAGGCCGGUGGGGCUGCAACACCUGCAAUGUUGAUGCGUAUACAACGGUCGCAGCACGACCAAGACCCGACGGGCCAGUUUACAGGUCAAGCAAAACUUGUGCCUGGCGAGUCGCAUGACGACAUCAUGGAGGACGUCGUGCUCCCGGAGGCUGUGACGCCUACUUCACAGCUUUCUCGACCCCAGGUCGCUCGUAUCGAAACUGCCACUCCUGCUGAUACCACCACUGCCUCUGUUAAAUUGGCCAGUGCUACUCCCUCUCUGGAACCCAAGUCCGCCCCGAUUCUCGAACGGAACCCUAGUUCUAUCGCCCCGAGUCCGCGCACAAUCGCGAUGCCUUCUCCUAGUGGCCCGGUUGGUAAGAAGUCCGACACACCCAAGAUUGGUCCCAUUGGCAGAAAACGACCGAGUUUGUCGCAUGCUAGUCCUCAAUUACGGCCUAAAAUUAGUCCUAGUAUCCAACCUCUAGUGCGUGGGGAUGCUGGUAGCGGUGAAACAUCCGCACUUUAUCUGGCAUCUAAAUCAAAUUACCAGCACAUCUUGGAUGGCACCCUACUUCCCGGCGUCUCAUAUCCUGAAACCCUGGCCGAGAAUCUCAGCUCCAAACGAACGAAUCACAAGCUCGCAGAACAGGGGCGACGAAAUCGGAUUAAUAACGCCCUCAAAGAAAUUGAGACUCUCAUUCCUGCGGGGUUUGUCCAGCUGAAAAAUGCCAAAGAAGCUGCGGCGUGCAAUGCAAGGGGUGCUGAGAAGGAAAAAGAUAAGGCCGGGAACCAGGCAAUCAGCAAGGCUAGCACUGUGGAAAUGGCCAUCGACUACAUCAAAGCACUGAGAAAGGAGCUAGAAGAAACGCAGGGGAAACUUGCGGCCGCCGAAUCUCGUCUGAGUGGGAAAGAAAGCGAGGCCAAUUCAUCAAGCGCCGAAGGGAACACAGUGACCAAGAACACCGAAACGGAAGGUGUCAGUGGCAGUCCAAAGACAAAUGACUCUACUUAAUUUCGCGAUUGAAAUCUCGCAAUUGAGUGUUUUGGGUUGUUCUCAACAUUUCUGGCAAUAUCGUUCACGCGACAUGUUCUACGAAACGAAGAUACGGCUUAGACGGGGUAGAGGAAAAAGUAAUUCUAUGUAUUCGGGUGCCGUUUUAGAUUUAACUUACGGAGGAAGUUCUCGUCUUAUUCAUCUAUCUAUCCUAUCUUCUUUACUUCGCUGUUUUUUGUUUUCUAUCCUUUCAUGCCUUUUCUUAUCCUCUUACUUGGGCUUAUGGUGGUGUUUGACAUCGGAUGUGGUGGUUCCUUUCUUGAAGCUUUCCUCUUGUUCGGGUUCAGCGUGGUAUAUUUUGUCUUCAUUCUCUGUACCUAGAUACUGAUUCAUUUCUCUUAUUUCAU